UGCAAAUUAUUUUCAAUGCGUGCGUACGAUCUACGACUCUACAAUCUAUAGUAACAACAAACAUCAUUUCUCUUAUAUUGAAGGCACCAGUCGAAACCGUGGCAGUCAGCAGAGAAGCUCUUCACUUCUUGCCAAACACCUCUUCCUAAAUUACCGUGACUAACUGUAGGUAUAAAAUAGUUAUCGAAGUAAGGAAUGCUAAACGAACAAUAAUGUACUCGUAGUUACACUGCGCAGAAAGGAGGGACAAGCAUUUGUAUUUCCUUGUCAACUUAUCAUAGACAUGGAUAGCAGCCAAGGCACCGCCGGCGGCGAAGAAUUCUAUGGGAUGAGCUAUCAGUAUUCUUGCAAUUUCAAGCACCUUCUCGGGACCGGAGCAUUUGGUGCUGUGUAUAAAGCACUGAUUACGCAUCAGGGGGAUAACGCCGAAAUACAAGGAGAUGCUGCCGUUAAACUCAGUCAUUUUACGAAAGAGACAGACCCUCUGCGCGAUUUGGAAAACUGGGAAAAACGUCGCGCGCGAUGGCAGAAACUAGUCAAGCUGCGACAUGAUCGAUUGUUAACGUAUCAUAAAAUCUCUGUGUACCAAUCCGCAAGAGGAGCCAGUGUCGAAUAUCUAAUGGAUUUCUGCAGUGGUGGUGAUUUGGCAUCACUGUUGGGAAGCUACAGAAGCAAAAAGGGCCAUCUCGAUCAAUUAGAAGCCUUGUGCUAUGCUAUGCAGAUUAUUGACGGUGUGGAUUAUUUGCAUGUCGAGAAAAUAAUCCAUGGGGAUUUAAAGCCAGGUAACAUUCUUGUGAAGCCGAAUGAAGACCAUCACAAAUUGCUGAUCGGUGACCUUGACGACCUUAUUCCCAUGCAGCAGAGUAUCAGUAAUCCUGGAGAUUUUCACAGCGUUCACGGAACUUUUUGUUACACGUCUCCUGAAUGCCUCAGAAAACUGGCAUCACUAGAUUUUGAAAAUCUUGGACAAAAAUCGGACAUCUGGAGCAUUGGAUGCAUUAUCCACGAUUUAGCCAACUGUUGUCUUGGGAUUGAGAACAAAAUUUUUGUUAAAGAAGGAAACCCACCCUUAUCCUCUGAGCAUCUUAAUGAUCACGCACUGGCAAUGAAAAUAAUUGACGGUUACAUCCCAUUCAUCAAUGAUAACAUUACGACACCCUUUAAAGAUAUGAUCAAGAGUUGCUUGCAAGUGGAUAGUAGGGACAGACCCUCUGCGGAAGAGUUGUUGCGCCUAUGCUGCAGAAAAAUUAACGGCCACGAAGCUACUGUCCGCUGUAGUGUAUGCCCAAUGUCUUGGACCUCAUUUGGCCAAAGUGAACCAGAGUUUGGCAUAGCUCUUUUCAGUGGUACGACGUACGAGAAGGUAUUUGUGCAGCAUCGUCAGAAAAAGAAAGCACUACUGGAAAACAGAUGGAACAAUCUUUGGCUGUGGAACGUCAAAAAAUGCUGGAUGACCUUGUUCACUCCCUAAUGCUAAAAGAGACAGAAAGCAAAUUUGAAAUCGGAAAAUCACACAGAGAGCAAGAAGAAGGAGAAGAAUCGGCUUCUCAAAGACAACUGAACCAAGCUGUGGAAGCCGAGAAGGCGAAACUUCAGGAA
Paramacrobiotus metropolitanus is the source of this 1599-nucleotide messenger RNA. RefSeq names its product mitogen-activated protein kinase kinase kinase 19-like. The record is from RefSeq and is a predicted model, not a curated record. Lineage: Eukaryota; Metazoa; Tardigrada; Eutardigrada; Parachela; Macrobiotidae. Bases 284 to 1471 code for a protein of 395 amino acids. Gene Ontology annotation, molecular function: ATP binding; protein kinase activity. Gene Ontology annotation, biological process: protein phosphorylation. The transcript has 2 exons.